CGUCAUGGCUCUGUCGGUGCCCGGCUACUCGCCCAGCUUCAAAAGGCCGCCGGAGAUUGUGCGGCUCCGACGGAAAAGGUCCCGGAGCCACGGGGCCGCCGCCGAGCCCACCCCCGCGCUGCCCGAGCCGGCGCCUCGCCGUGCCGCUCUGGCGGCCGGGCUGCCCCUUCGCCCCUUCCCGACCGCGGCGGGCAGAAGCGGCAGCGCCCCGGCCGCGGCCCGGAGGAACCCGUUCGCUCGUCUGGACAACCGGCCGCGGGCCGCCGAGGAGUCCCUCGAGGAGCUGCCCCGCGGCCAGCAGGAAGCGCCGGGCCCGCUUUUAGACUCUAAUCAAGAAAAUCAUUUGCGAUGGGAAGAGGUGUUACAUGAACGAGCACCAGUCACUGACCUAUCCCAGACUGAACACAAACCAUUGACUGAAUCAGAGGCUCCAUCUUCAGAAAGUACUGAGUUACCUGUGGACUGGAGUAUUAAAACUCGACUCCUUUUCACCUCUUCUCAACCCUUUGCCUGGGCAGAUCACUUGAAAGCACAGGAAGAGGCUCAAGGUCUUGUCCAGCAUUGUAGGGCAAUUGAAGUUACUUUGCCUCAGAGCAUACAGGAUCCGAAACUCUCCACUGAACUACGUUGUGCCUUCCAACAGAGCCUUGUCUACUGGCUCCACCCUGUCUUUUCUUGGCUACCACUGUUCCCUCGUAUUGGAGCUGCUAAGAAGAUGACUGGAAAGACAAGCCCUUGGACAAAUGAUGAAAUGGUACAACAAGUUUUAAUGAGUGACUGGUCUGUGAGCUUUACUUCCCUGUAUAAUAUGCUGAAGACAAAACUUUGCCCUUAUUUCUAUGUCUGUACCUAUCAAUUUACGGUCCUAUUCCGAGCAGCAGGAUUAGCAGGAAGCGAUGCGCUCACAGCACUCUUGUCACCUACAACCAGAGGCCUACGAGAAGCUAUGAAAAAUGAAGGUGUUGAAUUUUCUCUGCCUUUAAUAGAAGAAAGUGUCCAGAAAAAAAAAGCACAUGAAACAAGCUUCGGAUAUGAGGAGGAACAAGCAAUCAGUGACGAGGAUGAAGAGGAAAGUUUGUCUUGGCUAGAAGAGAUGGGUGUGCAAGACAAAAUUAAAAAGCCAGGUAAAAUCUCUAUCAAACUACACAAAGAGAAACAUGAAGUACAAAUGGAUCACAGACCUGAGUCUGUUGUAUUGGUAAAAGGACCAAACACCUUCACAUUACUCAAUUUUUUGAUCAACUGCAAGAGUUUAGUUGCAACCUCAGGUUCACAGGCAGGACUACCACCAACCCUUUUAUCUCCUGUAGCUUUCCGAGGCGCCACAAUGCAAAUGCUUAAGGCACGAAGUGUUAAUGUAAAGACACAAUCUCUUUCUGGAUACAAAGAUCAGUUUAGUUUGGAGAUCACAGGACCAGUCAUGCCACAUGCUUUACAUUCUGUGACCACGUUACUCAGAUCUUCACAAAAAGGGUCAUUCUCUGCAGGGCUGUAUCCACAUGAACCAACUGCUGUAUUCAAUAUCUGCUUGCCAUUACAUAAAGAACUGGAUAAAGAAGUUGUUCAUAAGGACCUUGCUAACUGUGGGCUACACCCUAAGACUCUGGAACAGCUUAGGCAAAUACCACUACUGGGGAAAUCAUCUUUACGGAGUGUGGAGAUGAAUGACUACAUUUGUAAUUGGAGAUCCUGAACAGCAAAUACGAAAAAAUAUGCUCAAUAUAAAAUGAAUCAAGAUCAUUCUGGGCUGAAAAUGAAGCACAGCACUGAAGUACGUACUUAGCAUGUGCAAGACUCUAUGUGAGUCCCCAGCACCAAAUAAAUAGAUGUUUGAUAAAACUUUGAAGAAUCCUCAUUUUAUUUAAAAAACCUAUUUUCAGUAUUUCAAAUUAAGAUUGUAUGCUAAUAUAUUUAAAAAAUCUAACAGCAAUCCCCAACGCAUUAAUAUUCAAGAACCAGACCCAAUGUUACACAUAUUUAAUUAAGACAUGAGAUAGCACAACUACCCUUUAGUACAGCAGUGAAUGCUGCUGGGCACUUAAAAUUGGCAAAUGUUAUUAAGAAACUUUUCAGUGGAUAGUGACUACUACAUUGGAAAAUGGAAUUAGACUCUUAACCAUCCUUUAAUACCAUUCAGAAUCAAGAAAUGUGAAAAAGGCACCAAAAUAGCCCUUCUACACACUUAGAAAAGCAAAUUUGCUGAAGAGUACAUGAACCUAUUGACAUGUUUCUGUUUCUUUCCACUGAUAAGACUAGCUUUCUUCCUAAUAUAUAAAAAUGUACAGAAUAUUAAAAUGUGUAAAAUAGCUGGUAAUAUUUUAUCUAGGUACAUAAAGUAUCUGGAAUUGGUUUACAGUAGAGGCCCUAGUGUACCCAUUUUUGCAUAUGUUUGUGUGUGCAUUCUCUCUCUCUCUCUCUCUCUCUCUCUCUCUUGCGCGCGCGCCCACGCUUUCUUUGUGUGUCUCUGCUUGCAAAUAUUUUUUUAAAAUCAUAAAUCACUGUUUCCUGUUUCCCUUUUGUUAACUUACACAUAUAGAACAUGUAUAUUAAAACUUUUGUAAUAUAUAAGUGCAAGAAUGUAAAAGCUAAAAACAGGUUAAACAAGGAAGGAAAAAUUAUUUUCUACACAGGUAAUUGCACAUAUCUCAAAAGGCAUAAAAGAAAAUCUGGGUAAUAAAACAGUUAACCAAAAACAUCUGGCCUAGAAGUGUUUAUAAUACUUAGCAAAAAUGAAAACACACCAGUCAUAAAUAGCAGUCUCAAAAGGAAAAGUCACACUAAAUACAAAACAUCCUAUUCACUAUGUUUAGUUUCAAAAUGUGAACUGAGUCUUUUUACUAUACAAAAUACUGUAACAUAUCAUUAACCUAAGGAGAAAACACUUUACGUGGUUCAGAGAAAUUCAGUGUUAGUUCUUAGAAAAAUCUAGGGGAAAAAAAAGUUGUGCAUUAGACAAUCUAGCAGUUAUUUUAGAACCUAUUCUGUAAUUUCCAAUUAAAUUUCUUAUUCCAAACUUUCAUAAACCUCCCUACACUUCUUAAAUCUCAUAAAUUUUCCUAAGUUUUCAUAAACUCAGAGCUUCUCAAAUUUUAGUACACCAGAAUAUAAACAUGGUUCUAUAAGUCUAGCAUACUGCUUUUAACAUGUGACAGUAACUACAGUUGAGAGCCUAAAGUAUAUACAAUUGAUGUUAAAUGCACAAAAACUCCAGAUUAGUGGCCAUAAGUGGUUAUUACUCCAUUUAUACUUCUGCCAAAGGCUACCUUUAAACCUUCUAAUCAGUAAGCCUUUGCUAAGUUUAUUACCAGUAAUUAUUGUCUGAGGAUAUUUUUUUUAGGUAUUAAUUUCUGUACUUUGAUCUGGUGUCUCAGUUUCUGUAGUCACUCUUCCUGAGGCUGGUGACUGGUUUCUGACCAUGCUAUGGCAGGGCAAAUGCUAUGAUGAAUUGUUUUCCAUAAUAUGCAUUUAUGCAGAUUCUUCUGUUGUCUGUCCGCUCAUGUCAACAUGCACUCUCAAGCCAGACAAUUGAUGGAAUUAGGGAUUAUGGGAAAAUAAUUUGGCCCAUAUGAAUUUAAAAUCUGUGACUUUUGCUAAAAUGUUUUAUGGUUAUGAUUAAAGACCCACAAACUCCAUUUGUAUUUAUGAAAAUAAAAAAUUCUGGUCCACAUAA
Jaculus jaculus (lesser Egyptian jerboa) is the source of this 3670-nucleotide messenger RNA. RefSeq names its product DNA replication fork stabilization factor DONSON (gene Donson). Bases 5 to 1693 code for a protein of 562 amino acids. Lineage: Eukaryota; Metazoa; Chordata; Mammalia; Rodentia; Dipodidae. Gene Ontology annotation, biological process: nuclear DNA replication. The record is from RefSeq and is a predicted model, not a curated record. Gene Ontology annotation, cellular component: nucleus. The transcript is spliced from 11 exons.